AUGUUCCUACUAUCGCUGCUUGUCUCAGAUGCCGGAUCAAAACUUGUGCUGGUUUGCAGUGAUGUUGUACUGGAAGGAGAUGUGACCGUAGAAGACAAUUCGCCAUCAGCGCUUGAUGAUGGUUUAGCGGUCGAUGUGUCUAUCAAAGAUGUGCUAGCCGUCAAAGCCAGUGUCGAUGACGAAGCAGAAUUAGACGUAUCGCUUUCCAAACUCGCUGACAAGGAGAAAAUUGAGGUACUCGCCGUAUCUGUAUUCGCAGAGGUGAGUGUGCUGCUCAAAGAUUCAGUCCCGGAACUUAAGCUGGGAGAUGGUGCUGAUUCUGAAGACAAAGGAGAUGAGAUGACGGAUGGAUUUGAGCUUGAUUCAAGAUUCUCAGUGUUGGUUUUAGUACUGGCAUUAGGUAUUGAAUUUGUUGAAAUAGUUUCAAUGGUGUCAGAUAUGGACAUCGUUGACGCAAUUCCAGUACUGCUCGACAGGGGGAUUAUCGUUGGUAUUUCACUGCUUCCAGAUGAUAAAGUCAUCGAGCUGGAUGGGGAAGAUGCGGUCGAUGUACCUGCACUGUUCUGGGAGGCGUCAUUGAGUUGGCUAGAGGUAAAAGUCAUCGCUGUGCUGGAGAGGCCAACGACUGUUGAUGAAUCCGACAAGGUUGCUGACUGUGGUCCGGUUACUUCUGAAGAGGAGGUUGAAGAUGCAUCGCCUGGCUGUGAGCUUGUGGUCGCCGUGAAUUGCAGUGACGAAGAGCCUGAAGACAACGUUGCUGAGUCUGCUCCAACCGGCGGUGAGCUUGUGACCGGUGUGAGUCCAGGUGAUGAUGAUGAAGAUUCCGAAGAAGAGGUGGCUGAACCCGGAGAGUUUUGA
Messenger RNA from Pestalotiopsis fici W106-1, 858 nucleotides. RefSeq lists its product as uncharacterized. The transcript is spliced from 2 exons. Bases 1 to 858 code for a protein of 285 amino acids. Lineage: Eukaryota; Fungi; Ascomycota; Sordariomycetes; Amphisphaeriales; Sporocadaceae. The record is from RefSeq and is a predicted model, not a curated record.